Molecule: messenger RNA, 757 nt
Organism: Porites lobata
Lineage: Eukaryota; Metazoa; Cnidaria; Anthozoa; Scleractinia; Poritidae
Source: the annotation of a GenBank genome assembly
CCUUUAAAAACAUUACUCCUAAGUCUCGCUGUUUCUGAUCUUGGUGUUGGUUUGCUUGUUCAUCCUCUCAAUAUUGCACAUCUUAUAAUGAACAAAGAACAGAGCGCUAACAGAAGACUCUAUUAUACGGUACACACAGCGCGGCGCCUUUUCAGCUAUUUAAUGUGUACUGCUUCAUUCUUGGGCAUCAUUGCUUUAACUGUCGACAGAUUCUUAGCUAUUCAUCUUCAUCUCAGAUACCAGGAACUUGUGACUCACAGGCGUGUUGUUACUGUAGUAAUUUCAGUCUGGGUGUGCUGUUCAUGUAUUUCCUUAUUUGCGUUAAACAGGGUUUUAGAAAACGUUCUGGUCAUUAUAACUGCAACUAUUGGGGCAGUUUGUCUCACUACAACGGAUUAAUUUACUGCAAGAUAUACUCAAUCGUACGUCACCACACAAAUCAGAUUCACGCCCUGCAAUUGCAACCCGUAGGACAGAAUCAGAAUGGAGAAUUGGCAAAUACUGCAAGACUGAAAAAACUGCACUUGCUACAUUUUACGUGUAUGUGGUGUUUGUGAUUUGUUUUUUGCCCUUCAUAUGCGUUAACGCAGCUUUUGAAAUUUAUGGUAAGUCCGAGUUGCGGUUGCAUCUGCUUUAUUAUUCGACGACACUUGUGUAUCUUAAUUCAUCUCUCAAUCCUUUGGUCUACUGCUGGAAGAUGCGAAACAUUCGACAAGCUGUUAUCAGUGUACUUCGCAAUAUCUUUCAAGGUCAGUAA